CAGGACGACCAACUAUGCGUGUGGGCGUUCACGGCCGAGUGGUAGUUUGCUUUACUCCUGCUGCUCGUCCAAUGGUCCAUGCAAUAUACUCUCUGGGUCCAUGGCAUACACUCGGGGAGGCAGAGAGCACAGAGGGAACCGAGAACUGGGUGCUCCUGGGCCUUGAUUGCCAGUAUUGACUUUGACAGCAGUUGGGUUAUGUUUUGACAUUGAAAGUAUUUAUUUGGGAUAACAUGGGUAGUAAGGUGCAGCAUUAUUGCCUAAAAUGGAACAAUUAUCAGACUCACAUUGCCGAUAUAUGCUUCCAGUCUCUGGAAGCGGGAUCUAUGGUUGAUGUUACUUUGUGUGCUGAGGGUCAAUGUAUCCACGCUCAUCGUAUUGUUUUGUCAGCUUGUAGUACAUAUUUUCAGAACAUUCUGUCAAAUUCAAUGGAAGUUCAUCCAUACAUCAUACUCAGUGAUAUGAGUUACGAAGAUAUUAAAUGCAUCAUAGAAUUUGUUUAUCGUGGUGAAAUUAGUCUUACUGCAGAUCGCUUCACCUCUGUGCUGAAGACAGCAGAAGAUUUGCGUAUAAGUGGAUUAAUGGAGGUUGGUAAUUAUUGGCCAGAUGUAAGCAGUGAAGACAGCAAAGCAAUGACAUGGGAAGUCUGGGAUGCAGUUGAAGAACCAAUGGAUACAUGUACUGAUUCUCCAAGUGUUAGUGUUUAUGUUGACCAAUCUGAUGGUUCUCUCCAGGCUCCUCUUAUUGAUGCAGUAACUGUGCAAGAUCCAGUUGAAGUGCUAGUCAUUACUGAGAAAGAUCCUGUUCCAGGUAAGCCAAGGAAACGAAAGAGAGAUCCUUCAAAAAAAGAUUACACUGAAGAAACUUUGACAGCUGCUCUUCAAGAUUUGAAAUCUGGGAGGUCUUUAUUAGAAACCUCAGCUGCUCAUCACAUACCUCGUUCAACUUUGUACGUACGAGCACGAAGUCAGAGCAUUCCAAUUGUACCAUCCAGGCAGGAUCACCCAAGGGAGAAGAUUCAAGCAGCUGUGCAAGCUGUUUCUGAAGGCGCCAGUUUACAGCAGGCAUCAAAAUUGUUCAAAAUACCAAAGACUGUUUUAUGGCGACGGGUUCAAAAAGAAGUGGGGAAUUAUUCUGGGAAUAAACGUGGCAAACCUCGAGAGUCAUACGGUUUUGAAAAAAAGAGGGCAGCUAUAAUGGCUUUGGAGAGGGGAGAGAAGUUAUCAAAAGUAUCUUCUCAGUACCAGAUUCCUAGAGCUACCCUGUCAAGGGAAAAAACUCGACUUGUUGAGUCAGGCAGGUUACCCUGGACAAGUCGGAAGAAACGCCAGUCUGAACCAAAUGACUAUAAAGAACUACGCCUCAAUGAAGCAGUCGCUGCAUGUAGAGAAGGAAAAAUGUCACAAGCAUGUGCUUCUCAAAGGUUUCAGGUUCCAAAAACAACAAUUUGGAGAAGAUUAAAAGAUGUUCGAACUGCAGAAAACACCCCUUCUAUUGUUCGGGAGAAAACUGAUGGAAAUGUUCAAGCUCGUGCAUCCCAUGAAAAUGUUUGUCCUGUAUCUCAACUUCAAGAGCAGCAAGUGUUCUCAUUUUCUGAAGUGUCAUCUCAUAUUCCUGUUACAUACAUGGAUGAAUCAAAUUUUACAGACUCCUCUUUGAUUAUUCUCACAUCAAAUCCAGAAAGCGAAAUUGCCUUGCAAGAGAACAGUCAGCUUAUAAUAGGAUCGGAUGUUCCUUCUAAUUGUACUGAAGCAAGAGACUGUCAAGGAGUUGCUCGUUGCCAAAUGUCAGAAAAUUCAGAGUAUGCAGCAAAGUGUCCAUAAAACAUACUUUAAAUCCUACAUACUUGUUCAUAAAAAUACCAUAUAUUCCUAAAAUUAAUGAGAUAAAGUUAAAAGGAAAGCAUGAAGUUCAUCUUAAAAUAGACGAAUCUUGAGAACAGGAAGAAGUAAAUAUGAAGAAAUAUUUUCGAUUAAUUCUGUGUCUCAAUGUUUCCAUUUCUCUAUAAAUCCUUGUAGAUUUUGUAUCAUAGUAUUUGUAUUUAAUUGUAUGUUAUUGCUGGUCAUGUUUUUGCAGAUGUGAAAUAAUAUAUCUUAUUGAUUGGUUUUGAUUGAGGACUAGGUCUUCCAUCCAAUUUUGUAGAGAAUUGGUUUCACUUCGUUAAUGUGCAUCAUUAAGUAUUUACAUGUCACACACCCACUCACUCACUCUUUCUGUCAUAUAUAUAUGUACCUAAUUUACACAAUUCAAUUGCUUUUUUAUUUCAGGAAUAUUUUUUCUUUGUAAACAAAUAUAUUUAUUUCUUUUGUAAAUAAUAAACAAUUUACAUGUUUCUGAAGUAUUUAUGUGUAAAUACUCUGAAAUGCAAAUUUGAAAUAGAAAGUGUUUUUUCAAACCAACUUUAGGAGUGCUUAUUGCAGCUCAACCAUUCAAAAUAUCGAAAGAGUAUAGACAAAAUACGCUUAAAAUUGAUUUAAUAGCUAAUUUUUAGUUUUGUUCUUUCCUCCCUAGACACCUGUAUGUAUGUAUGUGUGUGUGUAUUUAUAUAUAUAUACAUACAUACAUAUACAUUUAUAUUG
This is a messenger RNA of Gryllus bimaculatus (two-spotted cricket), 2579 nucleotides long. The record is from the annotation of a GenBank genome assembly. NCBI's taxonomy places the organism in Eukaryota, Metazoa, Arthropoda, Insecta, Orthoptera, Gryllidae.